Molecule: messenger RNA, 1626 nt
Organism: Scylla paramamosain (green mud crab)
Lineage: Eukaryota; Metazoa; Arthropoda; Malacostraca; Decapoda; Portunidae
Product: mitochondrial amidoxime reducing component 2-like
Exons: 8
Coding region: 156-1202 (348 amino acids)
Molecular function (GO): pyridoxal phosphate binding; molybdenum ion binding; catalytic activity
Source: RefSeq, a predicted model, not a curated record
GCAUUUGCAGUCAGCAACAGGAGAUAUGACGUGGGGCCUGGAGUCGGAUUUACUAACAUCAACGCUUAAAAAGAUUACUCUCACACCCUGGGAAGUAAGGAUUCUACACGUUCCUUUCUGGGAAGGCAGCCAGCAGAGAUAAAUGACAUUGUGAUAUGGAAUUAUCAAGAAAUCUGACAGCAGUUACCCUCCUUGUACUUGGGACUUCACUUGGCAUCUAUGUACUAUGGCAAACAUGGACUUCUUCAAAGAAAAAAAGAACUAGAAAGAUGAUUCCUCGAAUUCAGGACUUGGAGCAGUUGAAGCAGAUGAAGUGGGAGUGUGUGGGUAAAGUGACGAAGGUGUUUGUCUAUCCAGUCAAGUCAUGCAAAGGACUUUCUGUUGACUCUGCAAGUGCUGAAUUCAGGGGACUGGUCUAUAAAGCAGCAAGGGACAGAUCAUUUAUAAUCACCACUGAGAAGGGAACAAUGAUUACUGGGCGUAUGGUGCCUUCAACUGUGCUGAUACAGGCUACCUUUGAAGACAGUACAUUGACUCUUACUUUUCCUGGGAUGGAGGCACUACAUGUGGACACCAAAGAAGUAGAGAAAAAUUACAUGUGUCUCAAAACAAACAUCUGGGGUGAGGAUACUUAUGGCUUGGAUUGUGGGAGGGAUGUCUCCUUGUGGCUUCAAAAGGUUUUACAUCGCAAAUGCAAGCUGCUUUAUCAUGCUGACCUGCCUGCCAGCCGUGUGUCCAACCAUCCUCUGGGGUCUCGGUGUCCUCUUCUGAGGGAUGAUGAUCAUUCCUUGUAUGCAGAUUUUGGUGGGUAUAUGCUCAUGACUGCAGAGAGCAUAGCAGAUCUUCAAACCAGAGUGAGUUCCAAGAUUGCAGCUGAGGAUUUCCGGCCAAACAUUCUGAUAGAGGGAACCAAGAAACCUUAUGAUGAGGAUGAGUGGCAGUACGUCAAGAUUGGCAAUACUAUCUUCAGAAAUACUGUGCCAUGUUCAAGGUGUAUUUUUACCACAAUUAGUGCUGAGACUGGCAAGAAAAAUCCUGACAUGGAGCCACUGUGCACUCUCAAGACGUAUCGGUGUGAGAAAGGAAUGGACAGCCCAUCUUUUGGCAUCAACCUCGGCCUUGAUCUGGCUGGCGAGGUGAGUGUAGGGGAUGAAGUUCACAUCACAAGGUCCAAAAGUUCCUUUGAGUAUGUUAAGGGCUAACCAUCAGGCUCAUUCAUAUCUGUGUAUCUUCAUCAUUCUACACAGGGUAUGAAGGUAUCUUUCUGUUUUGUUAAUAUUUGUCAUAUCAAGAUUAUAAUGCUGUGGCAUAACAAAUGUUUUUUUUAAGAAGAUAUAUCCAUAUUUAUACAAUUUCUACUUUCUUCUAAGAAAGCAAGCUUUGUGCAAAAGUGAUGUUUUUCUUGGAUUUGUUUAUCAUGUUACAACUGUUGACUUAUGAGAAAGUUGCAUGAUCAGCUGAGUAAACUUAAUAGUAUGUCUGUAUACCAUGCAGUUUCAACUAUGAUUUGCAGCUAUACAUAUAAGGCAUUGGAAUAAUGUAUAGACAUUUAUACAUUAAUGUAUUAUGAGUUAUAUACACUAUAUUCUAUAUUAUUAUGGAAAUAUAAAUGGGAACAUAUAAAAA